This is a messenger RNA of Nicotiana tabacum (common tobacco), 1794 nucleotides long. NCBI's taxonomy places the organism in Eukaryota, Viridiplantae, Streptophyta, Magnoliopsida, Solanales, Solanaceae. The record is from RefSeq and is a predicted model, not a curated record.
CUCUCUAUCUCCCGCCCGCAAACCAGAUAGGAAAAGAUGAGUAGCGUAGAAAAUGCCUCGACGAAUCCGAUACUCCUUCUCUCUCCUCGCUCCCUUUAUCUCUCUAAAAAAUUGUUUGAGAAUAACUGGAAAUGACGCAUGCACUUUCGAUCUCAUCUAUAUGAAAACCCUACCUCUCAUUUUCUCUUUCUAACACAUUCUCCCUUUCGACCAAUCUUCUUCUAUUGAUUUAUCCGGUUGAAUUAUUUUUUAUUACCUCGCUUUUCACUUUUGAGGGUGGAACUAGAAACUGUGGAGUUGAUUAUUCCCCAAGCUGUUCAACAACCAACCCCCACCACCCCCGUCCCCCCAAAAAAAAAGAUGGAUGGAAUGUCAGGGAGGGAAAGGAUAGUUAACGCUCAGAUUUGUUUAGGAAAUGGCCAGAGGAACCACAGGAAGGCGCAGGUUUGCUUCUCGACCAUCCAGGCUCACCCCAUACCCUUUGCCAUCCGCUAAUCAAUCUGAACACAUGCAUCAAAAGAAAUGCUCCAAGAUUUUUGAGAACAAAGAUUGGGAAGAUGCAACAUGUUCUGUAUGCAUGGAAUAUCCCCACAAUGCUGUUCUACUUCUGUGUUCCUCUCAUGACAAAGGAUGUCGCCCCUAUAUGUGUGGAACUAGCUCCCGCUAUUCAAACUGUCUCGAUCAGUACAAGAAAGCCUACACUAAAUUAACGCUGCCUCAUCAGACUCAGUCUCUUCAAGGUUCAACUGAUCCUUCAACUGUGGGCUCUUCUGAGAAACAUGGGGUAACUGAACUUGCAUGCCCGCUUUGUCGUGGCCAGGUGAAGGGUUGGACUGUGGUUAAACCUGCCAGAGCGUAUCUGAAUGCUAAGAAACGAAGCUGCAUGCAUACUGACUGCUCAUUUAAUGGAAGUUACAAGGAGAUGAGAAAACAUGUUAGGGCGGAGCACCCCUGUGCUAGGCCACGUGAAGUAGACCCCCUCCUUGAACAAAAAUGGAGUAGGCUUGAGAGGGAACGAGAGAGGGAUGAUGUUAUCAGCACUGUUACAUCUUCAAUGCCAGGGGCAGUGGUGUUUGGUGAUUAUGUGAUAGAAAGAAGUAAUUAUGGUUUUGAUUCAGAGGAUGAGGAGGGUUUUGAUGCAGAUGUGGUGGAUCGUAAUGAAGGUGUUGGACUGGGAAUCAAUAACAAUUUGAUGAAUGUGCUUCUGUUUUUGCAGGCUGUUGGUUCAACAGGGAAUAGUGGGUCAAAUAGAAGUAUGAGACGGCAUGAGAGAUACUUAAACGGGACAUUGGAUGGAGGUGUUAUCGGUAUGGAGCAUAACCACUCAAGGGGUGGUUUUGAUUACUCCGAUGAAGACAUGGACAGUAGUGGUGAGGAUAAUCAUGAUAAUGGUAUAUCAUUAGCUGGUCGUCUCCGCCGCGAAGGUAGGGUCCUUUUGAGUCGCUCUGGGAGGAGACGGAGGCAUAGAGAAGCGAAUGCAGGUCGGAGAUAGAUAUGUGUGUGUAAGUUUAACAUGUGAAAAGGAAGAUGAAACUUUGAGGUCUUAGUUCAGUGGUAGAAAAUUUACAGGGUCCUAACAUCUUCACAUCCAACUGUGUCAUAGAUGUCUUAUAUAACUGUAUCAUAUUGAUGUUUAAUACAUGAUGGGUUGUAAUUGCAUGAUAGGAGGAUAGGUACUGGGGGGUGUUGAAGAAGCCAGUUCUGUAAUUUCCACUUUGUAACUGUGUCUUUGCACGGGUUUGGAACUGUUCAAGCAUUGCUUUUUAUUCGAAGAUGUUCUUGAAUGUAUGCGAA